Molecule: messenger RNA, 1110 nt
Organism: Eimeria maxima
Lineage: Eukaryota; Apicomplexa; Conoidasida; Eucoccidiorida; Eimeriidae
Product: CBS domain-containing protein, putative
Exons: 5
Coding region: 1-1110 (369 amino acids)
Biological process (GO): magnesium ion homeostasis
Source: RefSeq, a predicted model, not a curated record
AUGACACCUAUUGAAAAAGUAUGUGGAUUAGAGAUAGAUACAAAGUUAACAUUUGAAUUAAUAAGUAAGAUAUUAAGUUGUGGUUUCUCACGGAUCCCUGUAUUAGAUUAUACUAAUCCUCAAUGUAUUGUUGGUCUCCUCUAUGUUAAGGAUCUUGCUCUAUUUGAUCCUUAUGUUGAAGUGGAUGUUCGUACAUUAUUACAUUUAUUUGGUAGAAAUGUUUACGCGGUAGAUGAGGACACAGCCCUAUUAGAUCUACUUACUGCAUUUAAGAAAGGACAUACACAUCUAGCAGUAGUACGUCGUGUUGAGUGUGAAUCAUCUGGUGAUCCUUAUUAUAGACAUGUAGGUAUAAUAACAUUAGAGGAUAUCAUAGAAGAAAUAUUACAAGAUGAGAUACAUGAUGAAUUUGAUCAAGAUAAACUUAUUAGAGGUAAUGGUCAACACCAACAGCAGCAGCAGCAGCAGCAGCAAGGAGUGCAGCAGCAGCAGCAGCAACAAGGUUGUGGUGGUGGUGGUGGGGGAAUAGGGAAUGGUGUUGUAUCAAGAUUUAUUAGUAAAGGAGAAGAUAUACCUUUAUUAUAUACACCUUCUUCUUCUCCUCCUAUUCAUCGUAAUGAUGGUCCUGUUACAGGGAAUCAGGCAGCAGCAGCAGCAGCAGCAGAAACAGCAGCAGCAGGUUCUGCUGCUGUUGCUGCUGCUGGUGGUGGUGGUGGUACAGCAGCAGAUGGUGGUGAUUUGAACAACCCCACCGUAAUAAACACAUCAGAUAUUAAUUCAGUAAUAAUACAAAUGACGGGACAAAACAAACAACAGCAGCAGCAGCAGCAGCAACAGCAGCAGCAGCAGCGGCAGCAGCGUCGUAACAGCAGCAGCAACAACAAGAACAACAACAACAGGAAAGGAUUAAUAAAUAAUGAAUAUAAUAAUAUAAAUAAGGAUAGGGAAUUAUUAUUAAGUUGUGGUGUAUCUAAGGCUCUUGCUGCAGAUAGGAGACCAUUAAAGAUGGUCUCUCCUGUUAUUAAUCAUUAUCUACAUCCACAACAGACAGGAACAUUUGUAGAUGAGCAUACAAUAUUAAGAGGAAGAAUGAAAUUAAUUGAUCAGUAA